CCGGGGCGGCCCCGCCAUGCGGCGGUACGUGCCGGUGUCCCGGCAGCAGCUGGCCUGGGCGCUGGGCGGCAGCAGCGUGGUGGUGAAGGCGCUGAGCGGCGCCGUGGUGCUGCUGUACGCGCUGUCCUUCGGCCUGGACACGGCCUACGGGCUGGCCGUGACGCCCGGCUUCCUGCUGCCGCCCGGCUGCUGGCUCUGGACGCUGCUGACCCACGGGCUGGUGGAGCAGCGCGCGGCCGCCGUGGCGCUCAGCCUGGGCACGGUGGCGGCGGCCGGGCGGCUGCUGGAGCCGCUGUGGGGGGCCCUGGAGCUGCUGGUGUUCUUCGCGGCCGUCAACGCGGCCGUGGGGCUGCUGGGGGCCUGCGCCUACUGCCUGGCCUACGCCGCCACCUUCCGCCUGGCCUACCUGUUCGACGUGCGCAUCCACGGCGCGCCGGGCUUCCUGGCGGGCGUGCUGGUGGCCCUCAAGCAGACCAUGGGCGACAGCACGGUGCUGCGGGUGCCGCAGGUGAGGGUGAAGGCCGUGCCCAUGCUGCUGCUGCUGCUGCUGGCCGCGCUGCGGCUCGCCGCCCUCGUCGAGAGCCAAGUGCUGGUCUCCUACGGCUUCGGGCUGCUGUCCAGCUGGGUCUACCUGCGCUUCUACCAGCGACACAGCCGGGGCCGCGGGGAUAUGUCCGACCACUUCGCCUUCGCCACCUUCUUCCCCGAGAUCCUGCAGCCCGUGGUGGGGCUGGCGGCCAACCUGGUGUACGGCCUGCUGGUGAAGGCGAGGGUCUGCCGGAAGACGGUGAAGCGCUACGACGUGGGCGCCCCCUCGUCCAUCACUAUCAGCCUGCCGGGAACGGACCCCCAGGACGCCGAGAGGAGAAGGCAGCUGGCCCUGAAGGCGCUGAACGAGCGGCUGAAGCGCGUGGAGGACCAGACGGCGUGGCCCAGCAUGGAGGAUGAGGAGGAGGAGGUGGUGGUGAAGAGCGAGGGCCCGCCGCCCGCCGAGGCCACCGCAGCGGGGAAGGCGGCCGGCCACGAGAGCAGCCUGAUCACCUUUGAGGACGCCCCGUCCCAGCCCUGACCUGCGGCCGUGCCGGCCCCGUCCUCCCUGCCCAGCUCCGCGGGAGAGCCGCCAACGCCCCUGCGGGGACGCUCCUGGCCCGGGGACAGGGGCUGCCUCACCCCAGCGCCGAGGGCCUGACCGCCGCGGGGCUCUGCCUCUCGCUGCCCCCCGGCGUGGACGGGGGCUCCCGCGGGGAGGUGGAUGCCUGCACCGGGAGCUUUGUUCCGGAGGGAGACCUCGGGCUGGCCCCCUGCUCCGAGGCCACGAAGGGACCUCACGGCACCCCGGGAGCCAAGUCAGCGAGUGGCACCGCGCUUCCUCGCUUCUCUGCACUCGAAACUUCGUUUUCUCCUUUCUCGAUUUAGUUUUGUUCCUGAUCUCGGGAACGGGAAGGCUCGGGGGGCAUUU
Molecule: messenger RNA, 1459 nt
Organism: Oxyura jamaicensis (ruddy duck)
Lineage: Eukaryota; Metazoa; Chordata; Aves; Anseriformes; Anatidae
Gene: TMEM115
Product: transmembrane protein 115
Exons: 2
Coding region: 17-1069 (350 amino acids)
Biological process (GO): retrograde vesicle-mediated transport, Golgi to endoplasmic reticulum
Cellular component (GO): membrane; Golgi apparatus
Source: RefSeq, a predicted model, not a curated record